CGGCAGCUCACUGCAUCUGUACGUACAGCCAACGGCCCUUCGUCGGAAAGCCGCGGCAUAGACGCCGAAGAACGGAAAGAGACACGCGACACGACGCUUGAAGUGGAAGUCUUGUUCCGACGUCCUUACCACCAUCGAGUACAUCAGCAGGAGGGCAAGGCAAUUCAUAAUGUCCUAUGCCUGCGAUGGCCAGGCUAUACAGCUAUAGCUAGCCUUCUCUACCGACCGCAAGAUGGCUCCCUCUACCUCCCUGCCCUUCCCGCCUCCGCCGCCUGUACGGCAUCACGGCAACACCUACACACAUGCCCACCCCAAUCCUGGCCAGACACCAUCGGAUCGUCAGAAGCACUUGCAAUACCUCCACUCCCUCUUGCACAUACUGCUACAACGCCAUCCUACUCUUCCAACCCAAGAGGAGGAGGACGGACAAGCUAGCUCCGGCGGCGAGUCUCUCCGGGAGAAGAAUGCAGUCAGGGUUGGUAGGAUUGUGAGAAUUCUAUGGGGCUGCAAGGAGUGGAGAGAAGGAGAAUUAUGGAGGGAAGGACUUGCUUGGGCCGGUCUUGACAUCGGAGAAGGCGAGGCUCAGGCACAAGAGUCCGGCGAAGAGGAUGGAGACGCUCAAGCAGACCAAGGAGACCCACAGAGCAAGAGGAGAAGAUUAGAUUCAGUAGAGGUCAGCUCUGCCGAGGAGACAGGUGAUGAGGCAAGGAGUAGAGAUGGACGGUCUCGAUCUCCUUCACAUCCCGAGUCAUCGCGUGCGUCUUCGAUGUCACUGCCGUCGGAAUACUCGGGCGAGAACACUCAAACCAAUGGGAGUGAUGCGCAGAGCAAGCGACGCGAAAGAGCUAGAGCAGUGGCCACUGCUGAAAGGCGCAUCGAAUUUCUACGCAAAGUUGCAGCAAGACGGAGAGGACUGCGCCCUCUGAUGCUCGCCUGCAGAGCACAGGAGCUGAUUGUCCUUGGCAGGUGGAAAGAGGCAUUAGAUGAGAUCGAGCUAGUGCUCCAGUCUCCUGCAUAUCGCUCCUCGCCUGAGCUCAACCUUUAUGCUGGCCUACUUGUUGUUCUUGUCUCCUCCGAAGAGACGCACACUGCUUGAUAGGUUCAGACGCCAGCCCAUGUACAUUACUCUAGCUUUUGAUACCCACUCUUUCCCGUCGGAACAUUCAUGCACUUGCUUGCAGACCCAGCUUUCGGCUGCAUGAUGGGAUGGCUCGAUGACCCCUCGCUACUCACAAGGCACAUUCUGCAUCCAGUACCAGGUCAUGGGGUGGCAGUCGAGGAAUUCACUUCACUCACGUAUUGCCUUCUCAGACGGACUUUCCUCGGCGGCGCAAUACAUAGUGGCGCAAACAUAGAGGUACCCGACCUUA
Molecule: messenger RNA, 1370 nt
Organism: Microstroma glucosiphilum
Lineage: Eukaryota; Fungi; Basidiomycota; Exobasidiomycetes; Microstromatales; Microstromataceae
Exons: 3
Coding region: 233-1096 (287 amino acids)
Source: RefSeq, a predicted model, not a curated record